Messenger RNA from Grus americana (Whooping crane), 2650 nucleotides. It is a transcript of the gene ATOH8, whose product is annotated as atonal bHLH transcription factor 8. Gene Ontology annotation, molecular function: DNA-binding transcription factor activity; protein dimerization activity. The record is from RefSeq and is a predicted model, not a curated record. NCBI's taxonomy places the organism in Eukaryota, Metazoa, Chordata, Aves, Gruiformes, Gruidae. The transcript has 3 exons. The coding region runs from base 311 to 943 and encodes 210 amino acids.
GAAGAAAAAAAAAAAAAAAAAAAGGCCAGCCUUCCUGUUUCUUUAAAGCCGCUCAUCUGCGCGGCGGGCCGGCUGCCGGCGGUGGGAGGCAGGCUGCGGGGAGCCGCGGACGGACGGACGCACGCACGCACGGACUGAGAAAGCCGGCCCGCCAGCGCUCCGCUGCCCGCCGCGGCCGAGCGGGCGCAGAUGGGCGGCGGCGGCAGCGGGGCGGCGGCGGCAGCAGCAGCAGCAGCAGCAGCAGUAGCAGCAGCGGGAGCGGAGCGGCGGAGCGGCCGCUGCUGAGCGCACCCGCGUAGCGCCCCGCGCCAUGCGGAGCACGCCGCUGGCGGAGGGCGAGCCCUGGCCGCGCCUCUGCGCCGCCGAACUCGGGGGGCUGCGGCGGCUGCGGCGCAAGCACGGCUGCAAAAGUUUCCGCGUGGAGCUGAAAGUGCUGAGCGGGAGGCGGACGGGGCUCCGCGCUCCCCCCCCGCCGCCCCCCGCCGUCCCGCCGCCCGCCUGGGAGCCGCGCAGCGCCGCGCUCGGCGCCGCCGCCGCCUUCCCCGCCGCGCCGCCGCCGCCGCCCCCCGCCGCCCGCCCGCCGCCGCCGCCGCCCGCCGCCUCCCCGCGCCCGCGGCCGGGCGAGGCGUCCGGCGUCUCGCCGGAGAUCAAAGCCCUGCAGCAGACGCGGCGGCUGUUGGCCAACGCCCGGGAGAGGACCCGCGUCCACACCAUCAGCGCCGCCUUCGAGGCGCUGCGGAAGCAGGUUCCCUGCUAUUCUUAUGGUCAAAAGUUGUCCAAACUGGCCAUCUUGAGAAUAGCCUGUAACUAUAUCCUUUCCCUGGCCAGACUAGCAGACCUGGAUUACAGCGCUGACCACAGUAACAUGAGCUUCUCUGAAUGCGUAGAGCAGUGCACUAGGACCUUACAAGCAGAAGGAAGAUCUAAAAAAAGGAAGGAGUAAUAACCAGGAAGGGAGGAUUCAGAAGAGCUUCCAGCCAGAGUUACAUCUGUUCUUGGCAAAGGUUGCAUAAUCCAGAUGAAGACUGCAAGCAGCUUUUUUGCAGAAACCCCUUUUCGAGAUGACAAUUGGCCAAGGAACUCUCUUAAUCUCUGGAACAGAAAGGAAAAAAGGAAAAGAAAAAAAAAGGAUGGGAAUGCUUCUUAUUGUUGUUAAGCCAGCCACCUUCUAGUACGUGCAAUUUAUUUAGCACUUUUCCCUUUGCUUAACUGGGAAAUGUUACCCUCUCAGCUCAUGUGUACAGUAAUUUUUUGUUGUUGUUGUUGCUGUUGUGCCAAAGAUUUGAUGGAGCUUCUACACUGUGUCUUAUUUUUGCCUUAACGUUAAAUCUUUGAGCCAAAGAAAAGUCAGAGGUGCCAUUCAGAUGGUGGCGAGCAGGCCAGCCAGCUGUCGGAGACAAAUCCGAAUUUCUGAGUCCUUCUGUGAGUCGCCUCUUACUUCUCCUGCCCGCACUUCUCUGCCUGCAGCCCAGGAGCCAGCGUUCAGUGUGGGCAAGAGCUGGGACAACACCAAGUCGUGCUUCGGCGUUCAGAUUUGCUUCUUUCUUUGAGCUAUUCCAUAGUUCUGCCUUUUGGGCAGUUUCCCGACGUUCCUGCCUGUGCGACACAUCCACAGGGUAGAAAUACUGACACAAAGUGAGAGCUGAAAAAGGAGCUAUGAUUUUUUUUUUUUUUAAUAAAUAAAUAAAAUUAAAUAAGCAAAAGCUAAGUGCCAUGUAAAGAAAAAAAAGAAAAAAACCAACCCAGGAUAUCAAAAGAAAGUUCAGCUAGGCAGAAUGAAAGGCAGCAAAACGAUUCAGCGGGCGUUUCAAGUUUGUGAAGUCUUUUUUCUGUGGGUUUUUUCAAGUGGUCAGAAACCCAUGUAAUGCAAAAGCAUUUGAAUCCUAUACUGUACCUUUCACUUCAAAUUGAAGUAAAAAAAAAAAAAAUUGAGAAACAUUUGCUUGGAGUAAGCAGACUUUAUAGGUAAUGCAGUUCAUAUGCAAGACAUCUGCUAAUGAUGGGGGGGCAGAGCUCUGUGUUCAAGUAAAAAAAAAAAAAGGGGGUUUCCAAACCAAGGAGAUUAACAUAUUUUGUUUCCCACUCAAGGGGAAAGGUUAUGUGUGAGGCCAGAUUUGCAUCUUGGCUACAUCAGCGUAAAUCAGGUUCCCAGGUGUCUGACUUACUCCAGUCCGAAUCUGUCCAGGCAUCGCUGGGCGCUGGGGAGGGCGAGGGGCUGGGGCAGGGGGAGGGAAUCGUCUCUGUUUUACUGACAUGAAUAUAAAACUUGAACUCCUCGGUGCCUGCCCGUUUAUUUCCCAAGCUGAGCAGUUGGCAGAUGAACAUGGAGCUGGGGAGCUGGUAUGCAAAACCUGAGCUCACCGGAGCAGGGUCUGGGGUGCCAGGCUGCACGGUGACGGUCUGCUCGCUGCCAGGUCCCCUGGCUCAGGCGAGGAUGGGCGAGCUCCCGGUGAGGAUGCUCGAGAUGUCUGCUACCUGAUUCCUGGGACGCAUGGGGGACGGCUGUGUCCAAGCCCCUUCCCAGGAGCUCUUUAUACUGCUCACCCCUCCACCCUCACCGCCGGUCAUUAUUAGCAGCCCAAUAAAAUACAUUUUUAGAUUGUAAUUUGUAUUUCUUUAUUAAAGCACAGUUUUUAACCCUGUCUUUUGU